Schistosoma turkestanicum is the source of this 861-nucleotide messenger RNA. The record is from the annotation of a GenBank genome assembly. Lineage: Eukaryota; Metazoa; Platyhelminthes; Trematoda; Strigeidida; Schistosomatidae.
AUGACGGAUCUAGAAGAAGCUCGAAGAUGUUAUGGAUGCCGUGUUUUAUUCGGGACAGACGAUGAAUUUUGGCAUCAUAUAUUAAAUGUGGAUUGCAGUAGCUCGAUAAGCUCAUCGAGUUUGGUGAAAGAUUCAUCCUUACUUUGUUCAACCGAAGAUAAUAAACCACUGGAAAAUAAACCGACGAAUGAUCUAGAGUUUUGUGCUUUGUGUGAUAAGAAGUUCCUAUCAAAGGCAGAGUUCCUGAAACAUUCUUCAUCUCCAGAACAUCAGCUGAAAUUUGAACUGGCUGCCAGAGUUCGUUCUGAUAAUAAUAUCGAUGUAGCUCAGUCACAUUUAUUUUGCGAUGUUUGUCAAGUUAGUCUUCCGUCUCUUCAAGCUAAAGAUGCUCAUAAUGUUGGUAAAAAGCAUAAGAAGAUGUGUAAUCGUCAACCAAACUCCUUAAAUUUACAAGAGAACUCAUCUAUGGCUCACAACACAGAGCCUAAAAGUAAUCAAGAAGACUUAGAAAGGUUAGUGGAAGAUUGUGGUCAGUCAUCGUCAACGAGUUCUGAAAGUGCCCAUUUAGCUGAAAAAAAUACUGAUGUCAUUCCUCAGUUGCAUACUGAUGGUGAAAAUGAUGUUAUAUACUUAUUGCGUCGACUUUGUUUGACUCAAAUUCUAUCACUUUUAGUGGGUAUAAAUGAGGAUUCAUCUUCAAAUUUAAAAGACACUUUUAAUAAAUCGCAAACGAAACAUCCUUUUAAAGAGAAAGAUCUACUCGAAUUGACGAGGGCGGUAUGUAGAGAAGAAUUACGUGCUAUACUCCCACAAUCUUUACAACAUAUCGUUUCUUCUCAGACUAAAAAUGAAGAUAGCUAA